Ictalurus punctatus (channel catfish) is the source of this 1709-nucleotide messenger RNA. It is a transcript of the gene pias4b, whose product is annotated as protein inhibitor of activated STAT, 4b. The transcript is spliced from 11 exons. The record is from RefSeq and is a predicted model, not a curated record. Gene Ontology annotation, molecular function: zinc ion binding; SUMO ligase activity; transcription coregulator activity. NCBI's taxonomy places the organism in Eukaryota, Metazoa, Chordata, Actinopteri, Siluriformes, Ictaluridae. Gene Ontology annotation, biological process: protein sumoylation; regulation of transcription by RNA polymerase II. Bases 201 to 1580 code for a protein of 459 amino acids.
AUUAGGGUAUGAUAUAAUGGACUUCUACACCUUGCGUGGUGACCUAUUUGUCCAAUAAAGUGCCUUUUGGGAUUUCACCAGCCUCGGCUUAGUUGGCGUUACAUUUAUUGAUGACUGUGCGAGGCCGCUUUAUUGGCGUUUAAUCGGUUUAUUGUAAUUGAAACAAGUUUUUUGUGUGUGUGAAAGUAAAGUAAAUAAUAAUGGCGGGCCAGCUGUUGGAAGCGACGGUGAUGGUGGAGAGCCUGAGGGUGACCGAGCUGCGGUCUCUCCUCUCCGUUAUGGGAAAGGACAAGAGAGGGCUGAAGAAGGAUCUAGUGCAGAGAGCCAUCGAGCUCCUCCAUAACAACUUCCAUCCAGAGCUUUUCUCUGCUAUCCAGGAGCUCUAUGACCACCGUCACUACACUGUCAAAGCCAACAGUAGACGCUCCCAGGUUAUCACCAUGCAAACUGCUGUAGAGGUGGCGACUGAUCAUCCCAAGGAAUUCUGUGGGCCAGUUCCUAAACCUGAAGUGCACAUGAUCAAGCUUCCAUUCUAUCAAAUUCUGGAGACCAUCGUUGCUCCUGUAUCUCUAGUGCCCACAUUUGCAACUCUUCCACAGACCAACGUAAUCACGUUUUCUCUGACUAGAAGACAAUCAGCUCAGAUCAAAAACCAUCAGACCAAAGCUGGAAUGAUGUCCAUUCAAGUGGUGCUCAGAAUUUGCUACACAGAGAGUAUUGGUGUCGAAGAUGAUCAGUAUCCACCAAAUAUUACUGUUGUGGUUAAUGGCCAUCCCUGUCCUGUACAGGCUCACUACUCUUCCAGUGAAAAAGGAUUGGAGCCUUCUCAACCUUGUCGUCCAAUCAAUCUCACACCAUUUGUGAAACAGACCACUAUGAAUCGUGUUGUUGUCUUCUGGGAUAACUUUGGCAAGUUUUAUUCUAUGGCUAUAUAUCUGGUGAAGGGGUUCUCUUCAGCAGAUUUGUUGACACAGCUCCAGACAAAUGGAGUGGAGAGUGUAGAAUGCUGCAGACAAAAAGUUUGCGAGAAGCUGCGCAGUAAUCCUGAGAAUGAGAUCGCCACCACAGGGCUGCAAGUGUCCCUUACCUGUCCUCUGGCAAAAAUGCGCAUGUCUACCCCCUGUCGAGCGCAGACAUGUGCCCACCUGCAGUGUUUCGAUGCAGCCUUCUACCUGCAGAUGAACGAGAGGAAGCCUACAUGGACUUGUCCUGUCUGCCAUAAGCCUGCCCUCUUUGACACUCUACAGAUCGAUGGUUUGCUGAGUAGCAUACUCCAGUGCGCAGACAAGGACUUGAAGGAGAUUGAGUACCUGUCUAAUGGCUCUUGGAGAGCAGUGGGAAAGGAAAAAGAGCGCAGCAAAGCCACAGAUCUCUCCUCACUCAGCCACAAGAAUUCUGUGGUACGAGAUGUUGUGGAUCUAACUCGGUGCUCAUCUGACAGUGAGGAUGGUGGUGAGGCCAGGCAGACAGAAGAGAUUGUUUUGACGCAUGUAAAAAAUGAAAGUGUGCUUCUCCAAAGGCAACAUUCCUGUGAAGACAUGAGUGAUGCCUGGCAAAUUAUGUAUUUUUGUAGUUCUUAAAUUAUAUUCAUUCUAAACUCCAGUAUUGUGUAUACUGUAUAUGUUCAUUUCUUACUGUUCUGUUUGUUUCUCUUUUUAUUUACUCAAACUGCCAAACAGGUUAAAUAAAGGUUUGUUUUUAUAUCUGUA